GUUGAAGGCUGGAGCACCCUGCACUGCGGCUUUUCUCUGCCCCCAGGGGGCAGAGCAUGAAUUAGAGCAACCCCGAGGCUGCUCUAACAUUCACCACAGGCCAGACCUGGAAUAUAAGGAGCGCAAAGCAGAACUCAAAAGCCACCUGCCCCCACGUGCCGGGCUGGGGAACCUGGGAAUCGGGCCCCCUGAAUACAGCAGCGUAAUAAUAAUUCAAGACGCCUCCCUCCAGUAAAGCAAACCCAGCUCAGGUGAUCUCCUCCCAGAUAAACAUCCAGCUUGAUCUGACCCCAAUGCACAGGGUCAAAGACCCAAACCAUAUCCAUUUGCUGGCAGCUCCUGGGGCCUGCAUGGACUAAGUUUGAUGGCCUUUGGCCUGGUUCCUACUGGACACGUGUCCGCCCUACCCACCCAAGCUGGCUCUGGUUGGCCCAGUCCAAGGCCAGCAGGGACCAUUCGAUCAUCAGUCUGAUCUCCAGGCUGUUAAAUUUUGCCCGGCUCCCCAUGUAUGGAGCCUGAUCGCUUACACUGGCCUAUCCAGCCUGUCUUGCAGCAAGUCAUCUGGACGCGACACCCACUUCCUUUGGCCGUUUGUUCCCGGCGUUCGUCAUCCUGACUGGGAAAAAACCGGGGUCUUAUUUCCGGUCGGAAUGUGUCUAGCUUCAGCUGCCAGCCGGUGAUUUUUGUUCUGUCUCCGCUAAACACACGAGCCCUUUAAAGCCCAGGAUGUUUGCCCAGCAUACGCUGUGCUCAAGUAACCAGGGCCAUAGACGCGGUAAAAUCAGGUCACCUCUUGAUCUGCUUUGUGAUAAGCCAGCUGGAGCCUCGUAAAAUCUCUCUCUCUCCCGCGGGCAUCUUCUCCCGCUCUUGAAUCAGUUUUGUGGGUCUUCUCUGCGCCCGCCCCAAUGUUGCAACAGGCGUGUUUAAAUGCGCCCCCUCCACCCCAGAGCUGGGCGCAGCAUCCCAGGCCCGGGCUCACCGACACCGCCUCGCUCCUGGUCUAGAUAACACUUAGUCCUGCCAGGAGUGCAGGGGACUGGACUAGAUACCGCUCGAGGUCCCUUCCAGUCCUGCGAUUCUAUGAAUGCUGUGAUUAUUUCUAUGCAGCUACCAAGAAGCCGCGUCCCGAGAGCUUGUUAUCAGCCGCAGUCCCAGGACGGCGAGCGUUUGGCUGGGGAGCUCCCCCCACCACCACGUGCGCUGAGUAGGAGACCUGACACUCCCAUUCAUUAUGUUUAGAUCAGGGCUCAGCCUACGCUGUCUAGGACCCUGGAGCGGCUGGACCGUUCAGCUCUGUACAAAUACAAUCCACCUGCACGCGUGAGCUUCAAACACACCCGGGCGCGCGCCGCUGGCCUCUUUCACCAUCUCCAGCAGCCUCCCGGUCGCCCGGGGCGGGGGACUCUCAGGGUAGGUGGAUGAGACUGCACCGAGGGUCCCCGUUAUCAGGGCGUUGGCUGGGAGCGUUUGGGGUUUCAGGGCCCGAUCCGCAGUGGGUUUAAAUCACCGGUACUCAGCCAACUUGGAAGGAGCUAAUUUAUGCCAGCUGUUCCUCAGGCUGAAGGUCUGUUUCCCUUUAGAUCGUUAGCUAGUUCCUGGUGCUUUGAGCUCCGAGCUCUGCCCUUGGGUACACGCUCUGGGGCUUCUGUCCCAGAGGCGGUACCAAGGUUUAAAUUCAGUCCAGCGGCAGGUUCUUAACUCAUUUGUUGUAUCUCUAUCUGUCUAGCUGGUUUGGAAGAUCCAGGAAUAGAACCCAGGAGUCCGGCCCCCCGACCCCCUGCAGCUCUGCUGGGGGUGGGUUUUAGUCCCCUCUCGGGAUGGGGUGCGCGCUGUCGGGUUCUGGGAUCGCCCCGGGGAAAACCAUCUCGGAGUCCAAGCGGAGCCCGUCGUCGGAAAACCUAGCGGCGCCGAAAGCGGGCCCGGAGCACGGAGGCGACGGGCUGGGGGCAGGUCCCUUUCCGCUGGCGGACGCGCAGAAGGAGCGGAUCCAGGAGUCCUGGCGGAUCCUGCACGACAAUAUCGCUCGGGUCGGCAUCAUUGUCUUCAUCAGGGUGAUGUCCUUCAUUGAGAAAAGCGUGGCCCGGCUGGACCAAGAGGACAAGCUGGAACAGCUGGCCUUCGAGCUCGGCAGGAGUCAUUACAGAUACAACGCCCCGCCCAAGUACUAUGAGUACGUGGGCAUCCAGUUUAUCAGCACCGUGCAGCCCAUCCUCAAGGAGCGCUGGACGCCGGAAGUGGAGGAGGCCUGGCAGAGUCUGUUCAGGUACCUGACGGCCACGAUGAAACGGGGGUACUAUGAGGAAGAGGAGAAAUCGGGCAGCAUCAAAUCCCCUGCCUUGAAGAAACCCGGGACUGGAUCCAUCCUGAACAGCAUAUAGGUCCAAGAGCGGGCGGCAUAGCGCUUGGCUUGGCUUGCUGUGAUAUUCCCAUAGGACCUCUCCUUCCCCCUGUGCACAAGGAACUGCCCUUGCUUGUUACUUUCACAGACUGUGAUUCCCAGCUGAAUCCAGUUGUGAUUCCAGGGCAGAGGCUGGAUUUUUGCUGCUGGUCGGAGGCCCCAUCUGUGUAGCCGGGGUCCCCCCCCAGGGGUCGCCGCAGCAGGUAGAGGCAGUAAACUAUCUCUGAACCCUUUCUACUUUGGGUAUAGGCAGUUCUGGGUGAGCUUCCUGGAAGGGAAAAGGGGCCGAGAACAGGAGUCGGCUUUAGAGACCGGCGUGAGGGCCUUGAUUUCUAUAUAUGGACUGUUAUCCGCCUGGCCCAUCUAGCAGCACCGGGGAAGGGGUUAAACAUCCCCCGAGUUGGCAGAGCGGCAGUGUUAAAGGUGACUCGCGAAGGGAAAUGAAAUUGGGGUGGGUGCCCUCUCCCCGUUUGGCUUCUUUACAAUGGAUCCAGACACCCUGAGAAAUUAAACUCAGUCCGCCCCAGCUGCCAAAUGGGAAGAACAACCAUUUCUGGCAAGCUGGUAACAGUCUACUACUGCUGCCAGCUCUGGGAGUGACUCUGUUAGCUUGAGUGGUGGAGGCCCGUGCUGAGGUAGAGACAGACAGAGCGGGAGGACAAGGAGACAAUCUGGGCAGGUUCAAACUUGGUUGAUGACCCUGUACUGGGUGCCGGUGUAAAACUGAUGCUGGAGAGGGGCACGUGGACCUCAGGGAGAAGGGGCAAUAGAACAGACAUAACCUUACGCUGUGGUUAAAGCACUGGCGAGGGAUGCAGGAGACCAAGGGUCACUCCCCACCUCUGCUACAGCUUCCCUGUGUGACCUUUGGCAAGUUACUUCAUCUUUCUAGGCCUGGGUCCGUCCCCCCCCAGUCUGUACAGUGACUUUGCCUUUGCCUGGUUAGACUGGAAGCUGUUUGGGGCAGGGGCAGUCUCCCAUGGGGCCCUGAUCUCAGUUUGAGGUGGCAGCACAGCAAGCUUUGACAGUAGAAACAUUGACCUGGCAAUCUACCCGGCAGGACUCGAUGGAGAACUAGCCCUGGGGCUGGUCUAGGCACAAAAAUUACACCAAUUUAACUAAACCCCCCGCCCCCAAAAUUCAAAGCCAACUUCGUUAAAUGAGUGCAAACCCACCUUAACGAUUAUUUAUUAUUUGUAUUAUGGUAGCACCUACGAGCCCUAGCCAAGGACCACGCCCCCUUUGUGCCAGGUGCUGUACAUAUUUAUUGCUAUUACAUGUAUUACGGUAACACCUUGGCGCCCCAGUCACGGAACAGGCCCCCCACUGUGCCAGGCGCUGUACAUUUUUAUUGCUAUUACAUGUAUUAUGGUAACACCUUGGCGCCCCAGUCACGGAACAGGCCCCCCCACUGUGCCAGGUGCUGUACAUAUUUAUUGCUAUUACAUGUAUUAUAGUAACACCUUGGCGCCCCAGUCACGGAACAGGCCCCCCACUCUGCCAGGCGCUACCGCUGUCAAGAUUUUUGUGGGCUUGGGGGCAAAGGAGAGUUUUAAGGGGAGCUUAGAAGGCGAACGAUGAAGUGGCUUGAAUUCAAACUGGCUCUGAAUGGUUCCGCGGCAGCGGGGGACUUCCUCUGUGUCAGGCGCUUCCCCCUCCCUUAGUGCCUUGAACAUCCGUAUCUCACAGUCCCUAUGUGAGGGAAGGAAAUGCGGGUAUCCCCCAUUACACAGAUGGGGAAACCGAGGCCCAGAUCCACAGAGGUAUUUAGCUUCCUAACUUUAUUUGAAAUCAGCGGAAGUUAGGCGCCUAAAUACCUUUGAGGGUCGGAGACAUCAGGUCACACAGAGAGCCUGUGACAUUUAAGCUAAGCGGCCAUAAACUAGGUUGAAAUCUGUAUCCAUCCUAAAGAAGCAUUUUCACCGUCAGAUUGACGCUCACGACACAGACACGCCCUUCGGCCCCAUGACCCCCCCCCCACACACACACACACACUCCAAACGCAGGAAUUAACUCAAGCGCAAAAAGCCAAAUCCCCACCCGGCAGAAUUUUCACCCCAGAAACGGAGAACGCCAUGAAAUCUACUAGGGACCGAGGCUAUUGCUCAUUUCACACGGCAGGCCCCCAAAUUCCACAACGAUGGGGAGCACUAGAAAACCGUAGGGCCUGGUCUACACAUAGAGUUUGUCCUGGUAUCACUCUAUGGGUUCGGAAUGUGAUGUUUUGAACCGAUAUAGUUAUACCGGUAUAAACCGUAGUGUGGAUGCAGUUAUACUGGUAUAAAGGGGUCUUAAACCAGUAUUAUUCUCCAUCAUGUUCGGAACUAGCUGUGGGAGUAAAGUGGUCACGACCGUGUUAAUUGGGUUCCCUGGAACAUAAGAACAUAAGAAUGGCCCUACUGGGUAAGACCAAAGGUCCAUCUAGCCCAGUAUCCUGUCUACCGACAGUGGCCAAUGGCAGGUGCCC
This is a messenger RNA of Trachemys scripta elegans, 4865 nucleotides long. Its product is annotated as hemoglobin-2-like. Lineage: Eukaryota; Metazoa; Chordata; Testudines; Emydidae. Bases 1818 to 2378 code for a protein of 186 amino acids. The transcript is spliced from 4 exons. The record is from RefSeq and is a predicted model, not a curated record. Gene Ontology annotation, molecular function: oxygen binding; heme binding.